Molecule: messenger RNA, 360 nt
Organism: Hymenoscyphus albidus
Lineage: Eukaryota; Fungi; Ascomycota; Leotiomycetes; Helotiales; Helotiaceae
Source: the annotation of a GenBank genome assembly
AUGUACCCUGCCAACGACAAACAAAACGAGUGGAAUUGUAGCAAGCAAGCAUACAAUCUUCGAUAUUCUAUUCCUAUGGAAAGUCUUUGCAUCCCCAAAAGAAUCGAGGAUAGACGUAAGUAAAGAAGGAAAAGCAAAAAGGUAUUCCGAAUACGCCCCGUGCCUAGCCAGAUAACAAAAGAAAACUAUCUCAAAGGGGAAAAAAAUAAACGUAACAAAAGAAAGAGAAAGAGUCAACACCAGCACUUGGUGAAGACCAUGCACCCAAAUCCAUCUAUGCAAAUUUUGCCGCUCGUCGUGUAUGUGCAAGGUGCCGGCGGAAAAGAACAACUUUUUAUGGGUUUGAGUGAAAGUGUAUGA